AUGUUGUGGACGUCAACGUCGCCAUCUCCCAUGCGAUUCCCAAAAGAAUGGUCAGCCUAUCCCGGUCUAAAAAAUCUGGUACAUUACUCAUCGCAAGGACUUGAUCCAAACCUAACUCAUCCAUGCUACCAUCUUCAUUCCUACAUGAUACCUGCACCGUCAGCACCAUCGUCGACUACUUCUCAACCUCUACUUGGAUCGCUCACUAAAGCCUCAUCAUACUCCUCUUUUUCUUCUGCACUGGAUGAUUUGAUUGGGGCUGAGAGUGGUGUUUGCAUGAACUCCAAUAUUGAAGAGGAAAUAGGACGAAGGGAGAUACUAGAAGCUUAUCAUAAUCAAGGCAAGAGAAAACAACGUUAUGCAAUGAGAAAGGAAUAUCCUCCACCAAUACCUUCGCUUGCACGAACGAGGAAUUUGCCUGGUCAUAUGCCUUGGAUUUUAACCAGGCACUACAUUGAUGGCAAGCUGGUUCUCAUAGAAGAGAGAGUGAAGCAUCAUGAGUAUUUUGAAGCACACAGGGAAAAUGGUCGCCUCGUUUUGAAUCUUGUACCCGUAGAUGAUAAGGUAACAUGUUCCCAUUUUGUUUGCAAAGAUGAAGAGGAGGAAGAGCUUCAAGGUCUUGAUUUUUUUGAAGAAAAGGAAACAGAGAGAAGCUCAGAUCAGGAAUUUAUUCAUGAAGAAGAAGAAGGAAGAGAAUCAUAUCAAGAAAUUGAAAUUGCAAGUGAUGAUUAUGUUGGUAAAUUAAAAGACAGUGAUGAGGCGGUGGACGAUGAGGUAAAGAGUGAGAAAUUAGCGACAGCAUCGGUUUCUUUGCCUAAAUCAAGUUUGAAGAAUGGGAGUAAAAAUUGUGGAGAUCUACGCAAGUGUUUUACUUACGGGGGUAGGAUGAUAUCAGAAAUUAAUCUACCUUGCAAUUCCAAUGUCCAUCGAAAUGCUGCAGGUGAAUGUAUGAAUAUUCACUCGGGUUCAGCUCCUUUGGACUUCGGUAAUAUUUGUUAUCCAAUGACAACCGUGGUUUAG
Messenger RNA from Dovyalis caffra, 1020 nucleotides. NCBI's taxonomy places the organism in Eukaryota, Viridiplantae, Streptophyta, Magnoliopsida, Malpighiales, Salicaceae. The record is from the annotation of a GenBank genome assembly.